This is a messenger RNA of Varroa destructor (honeybee mite), 1051 nucleotides long. RefSeq names its product putative pseudouridine-5'-phosphatase. Gene Ontology annotation, molecular function: phosphatase activity. The record is from RefSeq and is a predicted model, not a curated record. Lineage: Eukaryota; Metazoa; Arthropoda; Arachnida; Mesostigmata; Varroidae.
GCGUUACCCUUUCUCGGGCCGCUGCCGCGCACCUCCUCUCUAUUUUGCCUCGUGUCUACAGAAGGCAUCACACCGGCUUAGAAAGGUAAAGAUCCUGUGCUUGACCAGCGCAGUGAAUCCAUUAUCGUUUUGUUUACCAAUAGCUCUAUAUUUACUGCGCGAGCAGAUGCCAGUGACGUUCGAAGCCCCGUCGUCCAUAAACACGUAGCAACAGUGUAAAAAUUCAAACAAAUUUGAAGUCGAAAUAAGUCCUGUAAGCUCUGUCAUAGCUGACAUGAUUCUCAAUGUCGACACAAGUUACAGACCGGUUACCCACUGUAUCUUCGAUAUGGACGGCCUUUUGUUGGACACGGAGAAUAUCUAUUUUGAAUGUUUUGACGAGGUACUUAAGGGGUUCGGACAUCGCUACAACCACGAAAUGGCCAACCGCUUACGAGGAACAUCGCGAGCUGUUAGCAGUAAAAUUACAGUUGAGCAUUAUCAGCUGCCGAUUACUGCUGAUGAGUUUCUCCAAAAACUGGAUGCGCUUCUUCCUUCGAGAAUAGGUAACUGUCAACUUAUGCCAGGUGCCGACAGACUGGUUCGCCAUCUGCACAAGCAUAAAGUUCCGAUAGCCAUAGCUACUGGCAGUUCACUUGAGUAUGUUAAAAUAAAAACAAGGAAUCAUCAAGAGUUCAUUAAGCUUUUUCUUCAUCUCGUGAGUGGAAGCGACGACCCUGAAGUUAAGCAAGGAAAGCCGGCUCCCGAUGUCUUCUUGGUGUGCGCCAGGCGUUUUUCGCCCCCCAUCGAAGGACCCGAAGCUUGUGGCCAAGUGUUGGUGUUUGAAGACGCUCCAAAUGGCGUUCGCGCCGCGUUAGCGGCAAACAUGCAGGUUGUCAUGGUUCCGGAUCCUAAAGCUAUCACACCCGAACAGAGAAAAGAACCUACGAUUUGCAUUAACUCAUUGGAAAACUUCCGACCAGAGCUAUUUGGUCUGCCACCGUUCAGUGACUAAAUUCUGAAUGCAUAUUUGCUACCGCGCAGUACAUUGAAAAAUAAAUGAGAUUUUUUA